AGUCGGCCGGAUGUGGCGUCACCACGGUUUUUUUUCCCCCCUAGCAAAAUGGCGUCUGUGACAACAGCCACAUCUGAGUGGAUCCAGUUCUUCAAAGAUGCAGGAAUCCCUCCGGGUAUGGCUGCCACCUACGCAAUGUCAUUUGUAGACAACAGAAUUCAGAAAACCAUGCUGAUGGACCUCAGUAAGGACAUCAUGAUGGACUUGGGGAUCACAGUCAUCGGGGACAUCAUUGCCAUUCUCAAACACGCCAAGCAUGUGUACAGACAGGACAUGUGCAAAAUGGCCACUGAAGCCAUUUCCUCUGGCCAGACCAGCGUUCAGGCUGAGCUGAGGCGCACUGCCAAUACCCCCGCCACCAGGAUGAUCGCCAAUGCCUUGAGUCGAGACUCCCCACCCAGCACCCCUGCGCGUCGCCCUGACAACCGUCUCUCUGUGACCAUCUCCAACAAGAGCUCCAAAACGGUUGACAGUCAGCCUUCAGCAGAUGCGAACGGAUUGCCGGUGAAACGGCGGCGAGUGACUUCAGAGAUGGAAGGGAAGUACAAGAUCAGCAUGCCGAAGGGCACCACCGCCCGUAGCCGACGCAUUCUGGCCCAGCAGGCUAAGAAAGCCAAGAGUUUGAAACGUACUUCUGUGUUUGAGAGACUGGGCUCAGAAUCUAAGACAGACACAGCAACAGCAAAUAAGCAGGUAACAGGAGUGUUUAGCCGUCUGGGCAAAGUGGACGAGGAUGACAGUGCAGAGAGGGAUAUUGUAGACGGGGCCACUGCCAACGAAGAUGAAGACAGCGACGGCGAAGGCUCUGUGCUUCAGUAUGCCGGUGUCCUUAAACGUCCCCUGGCGCCUACCAAAAAAGAGCCUGUCACCCAAAAAGCUGAACCAGUCGCUCUGUAUCGCCUGGGCAACAAAUCUAAACUCCCAGUGUCCGAGAGCACUCCUUCCACUGUUCCCUCCUCCACCUCGUCCAGCCAGGAGGGGGCGCCCAAACGGAGAAUACUCCGGAGGUUGGGUAAAGCUCCCACAGCCAACCCUGCCCCUGCAUCCUCUUCCAGCUUACGAUCUAGCCAAUCAACAGAGACUCAGGAUAGUCAGGUGACCAGCAGCAGGAGCAAGGCGAGCUUUGCUCUGGCCAGCCCUAAAGUCAGCAGCAGCACAGGAACAGGCAGGGACUCUCACGGGGCUCAAAUGGACGCUACCACAGUCAGUGUGUUCAAAAGACUCGGGGCCAAGAAGAUCUAAUGCGCACAAACACUCCCUUCUUUUGGAUUCCUGAUCUCCAAGUAUCCCACAUUCAGGGUUUAGGAUUAAAGAGUAGUUGUCCCCUUGGUGCAUAUAGGAAUGAUCUCAUGCACCGUUAACAUUCUGCAAACUCUUUAACUACUUUCACAUACCUUUCUAUACCUCUAAAAUCCCCCCACUUUGAGAAAGUCCUUUCAGAUUUUUUUUGGGGGUGGGUUUCUACAGUAGUUUUGUACAGAAAGGCAGUUAGGUAUGUGACUAUAUCCUCUAAACACACUUUGCAAUAUUAUAAUGUUGUAUUUAAGAGAUUUUUACAUGCAUCUUUACACAUUGGGCAGCAAUGUGUUCAAAAUGAAUUUGUUUUGUUUCAUAGAGUGUACAGAAAUUGCAUUGCUCUGAGAAGGAAACAUGAUUUCUCCAAAAUAAGGUACUUGGGAAGGCCUUGUUUUUUAAGCUGCUGGAUAUUUUUUGUGCUGAAUAUCACUGACUAAGCCAUUUCACAUCAACAUGCAUCACUCGCAAUACUGUAAAACAAGACCGAUGUCAUCUCAUCUCCAUUGAACUGUCCACCUUUUUCAUAGCCGUUAAGGACUUGUAAUAUGAUGUAAAGACAUGCACACCGUACCUCCAGUCUCUGUCAAAACACUCCCUGACCUCAGCUGUUACUUUAAAGCUCUCAGUUUUCCUUCUUCUGAGUUGAGCCAUGUUAAGUGUUACCUAGAUGUAAUGAGUGAGCAAAGUGUCAUCUUCCCCUGCUGGGAAAUAGGAUAAUGUUGCUAGGCAACACACACGGCGAUGGACCCUAGAGUGAUGUUGUUUUUCACCCCUGUUUGAGGCCACCAUGAAAAAAAAAAGCAACAUGUUGGUUUGUAUUACACCAGCAGGUGCUGACCACAAUCUUGUAAUUAAAUUUCUUAACCUGGCCUUUGACACCGAGUCACCCGAUUUUUUUCUAUAAUUAUUUUUGCUUUAUUUUAAUUUGUUAUGCCUUUUAAAGUAGACCUUUCUUACAUUGUACAGAUUUUAAAAGGGGAAAAAUUUCAUUUUGUAACAUGGUUGUAUUUGCAAUUGAGUGACCAUAAACAGGGAAGAAAAAAAGCACACUGUCUUGCUCUCUGCUUUGAGUCUUUCACUUUAAAUGUAGUUGAAUUUUUAAAAUACAUCUUGUGGACUUUUUGAGCUGCUGUCAGGCACCAGAUCACAUUUUAAAUCAGGUCAUUAAUAUAGACCUCUGAUAUACCUUGAAACUGGAAGAGAUGUUGGAAAAUCAAGAAUGUAAUAGCACCAUGUUAUAAAAACCUAUAACAGCUGGCUAGAAUUAACACUUUAUGGCCAGAUGGGUUUUUUUGGACAUAUGACCAUCACAAUCCAACUUGCUCUUUAAAGAUCCUAUUACAGAUUUAGGUUAUAAUAUCCUCCACUGUCUUAGGAAGACUUUUCCUUGAGGAUUUGCCUUUUCAGCUACAAGAGCAUUAGUAAGGCCAAGCGAGGAGGCCUGGGGUGCAACCAGCUUUCUAGUUCAACCCCAAAGGUGUUCACUGUGGUUGUGGACGGGGCUUAGUGCAGGACACUCAAGUUCUUCCAUUCCAGCUUUGGAAAACUAUGUUCUCAUGGAGCCUGCUUUGUGCAGAGGAGCAUUGUCAUGCUGGAAUAGAUUCUCUUCAUUCCACUGAAGGAAAUUUGUAAUGAUACAGCAUACAAAGACAUUCUUUGCAAUUGUGUGCAUCCAAUUUUAUGCCCACUCCAAAAGUAUUGGGACGACAAAGCCAGUUUGUUUUUUCUUGCUGUUCACUAAAGAUCUUUGGUUUGCAGUCAAGCCAUGAAUAUGAUACAAUAGAUCAGAAUGUCAGCAUUUAUUUCCUGAUAUUUACAUCUGGAUGUAGUAAACAACCUGGAACAUGGCAGCUUUGAUUUUUUUCUUUCUUUCCAAGUGAUCAAAAAUAUUGGAAUGGACUGGUGUACCCUGUUAAACGGAUUAAUAGCUCUGAAGUUUGCCUGUGAAGACUGCAUUUGUUGUUAAAAAAGGAUAAACCAACGUGGAGACCAGAGAGCUGGACAUGCAAGCAAUUUUGAGGGCAAAAUGACCAAGAACAGGGAAUGUCCAUAAAAAGGAGGAUAUCACUGGUGUACUAACAACUAGACAUCAAACAGGUCAGCCAGCAGAAAAGCAGAAAUAUUGAAGCCAUACCACUAGAUGCAAAUCACUCAUCAGCAGUAAGAUUCAGAAGGCCAGAUUUCACAAAGAAAUAACGAGAUGAGCCACAAAAAAUCUGGAACCAAGAUGAAUCUCUGUCAAAAUGAUGGAAAGGCCAAACUGUAGAGAAUGGAAGGAUCUGCUCGUGAUCCAAAACAAGCUCACUGGUUGAGAAGUGUGGUAGUAGUGUCAUAGCUUGGACUUGGCUGCUUCGGGAACAGACUCACUAUUCUUCUUUGGUAAUAUAACUCAUGGUGGUAUGGCAGCAGAAUGAAUUCCGAAGUCUACAGAAACAUUUUACAGAGAAAUGCCUUGAGUCGUAUUGGGAGGAAUUGCAUCAUACAGCAAGACAAUUUGUCUUAAUUUAAUCUGCAUAAUCUAUCAUUUGGACUCACAGUACACAAGGAUUGCACAGGAUCUAAUUUUAUAUUAUUAUAUUUCCUAUUAGUAAUCAUUAUAAUCUCUGUUUAGUUGGCUCGCGUUAACACUAGAAAGAAAAAAGAAAUAUGUGAAGGCUGUUUGUUUCGGUUGCAGUUGCUCAGGUCUCAUUGGGAGUCCCCCCUGUAUAUGACUGUGCCGAACAUACGAACUGAAAAACAACCUUCUGAGCAUGAUCAAACAUUCUACUUAUUCAACACUGAAUUUUUUGGAGCAUGUUCCUUUAUAUUGCAGGGAUGGCACUACUGUGAUCAUCGAAUCGGAAAUAACUAACAGUAUAGAUUAUGACAUAUCACAUAAAUAAACCACAUUUUUUCCAAGUAAUCCCUUAUAUAGUUAAUUCUUAGCCCCUUGCUAUUUAUUCAGUACCAUUGCUGCCUUUCUUUUCAUUUCAUUAAAGCAUCCAUAUUAAGAACACAUAUAAAUGCCUCUUUUUAUUAAAAACUGUAUUAUUACAGGUUCAACAGUCACUCUAUAAGAUAGAGUAUUUCAUUAUAUGUACACCUUUCUUGAAUAUAAUACUUUCUGGAUUUUAUCUUAUUACAAACGUCAUUGAGGGCAGUGAUUGCAGUGUGGCACUGUUUUAACACACUGAAGGUGAAAUGCAAUGCAACAAGGAAUAACAUUCAUUUCUGACAUAAUAUCU
Messenger RNA from Hemibagrus wyckioides, 4520 nucleotides. RefSeq names its product linkage group 04 C19orf47 homolog (gene lg04h19orf47). Gene Ontology annotation, cellular component: nucleus. The transcript is spliced from 8 exons. NCBI's taxonomy places the organism in Eukaryota, Metazoa, Chordata, Actinopteri, Siluriformes, Bagridae. Bases 49 to 1242 code for a protein of 397 amino acids. The record is from RefSeq and is a predicted model, not a curated record.